AUGUCUGUAACUGAUGAAUCCUUAACUGUCGGUCUAGCUGUUGGUUUGCCUGCUGGCGUUUGUUUCCUACUAAUUGCCUUUUGGUGGUGGAAAUCAACCAAGAAAUUCUCUAGGGAAGAUUCCCAAUUAGAUAAAGAAAUCGAUAUUGGUGAAAUCGAUGGCGAAUUAUCCUUUGAAAAUUUAAAUAAAUCAACAAAUAACAACAACGACAAUAAUAACAAUAACCCUAUUAACAAUAAUAAUAUCAAAAUAAAAUCAAAAAAUAAAUCAAAAAAUAAAAUUAAUUCUACAAACAUUACCACUACCAUUACUACUAAUAACAAUAGCAACUCCAAUAAAUCUACCACCUCAUCUCCUAAUAAUAACAAUAAUGAAAAGUCAUCUCACAAUAACGAAAUUGUUUCAAUCCAUACAAACCCAUCACAAUCUUCCAUCUCUUCUCCUAAAUCAAAAUCAAAAAUUGAUAGAAGAAAGACAAAAUAUAGAAACUAUAGAACUUACCAAUCUGCUGAAACUUUGCAAAACUCUUACUCAAUCAAUAAAAAAACUGACUCAAUUAACAACAACGAUCAUCAAUUCUUGACCAAUAAAUCCUCCACUUCAAAUUCCCCAAUCUCUUCAUCAGACUACACCUCAAAUACCAUCACCAACAACACCAUCAACAAUAACAAAUCCUCCUCAAACUUAUCAAACAUAUCCGGCGGUACUUUAUUCCAAACCUAUUACGACUCAGUAAUCCCAAUAUUACCUCCGGAUUCUCUACCAAAUAAAUCAACCCUUUCUUUAAAUGAUAAUCUUCAUAAUACUUCAAAUACCUCAAAUACCCCAAUUGAAUCCCUGCCUAACUCAAAAUCAAAAUCAAAAUCAAAAUCUCUAUUAAAAUCAAAAUCGAUCAAAAACAAAAUCUCUCUAGACUCUCAAAAUAAUAAUAAUACCAAUAACAUAAAUGACACUGACCAAAUUAAUUCUUCAACUCUUGACGCUCAUAGAAAAUCAAUCUUUAGAUCUCGCUCCUUAAAGAAAAAAUUUAAAUCAAACGAUGAACUAAAUAAUAACGAUAUUAAUAAUGACAAUAGCAAGUCAAAUUCUGAAAAUAAUAACGAUUUAACCAAAUCCUCCCUUCCUGUCCCCAGACUGAACUCAAAAAAUAUUUCCUCAGACUCCCUAAUAAACUUAGACAAAUCUCAACAAGAAGAAUAUAUCAAAAAUCUACAUCGCUACUCAAAUUCUCCAUAUCCUUUCGACCAGGCUUUAGGCUCUCGUAACAACAGCUUUAUAGAAAGAAACAGAUCCCAUUCCGGCGGUAACCUCUUAGUUUUAGAUCAGCAACAGCAAAAGAAAAAAAAAUAUCCUCCUUUGCCUCCCCAUAACCCAAAAUCUUUCUCAAUCGAUAGCAAAUCAACCAAUAAUUCCUCAACCUUAUAUACCCCAACUUCAACUUCAAACUCCAAUUCUCGUCAAGUAAGCGUUUCAACCACUCUCAACACUAAUAAUAAUAAUAUUGUUAUUAAUAAUAAUAUUAAUAACAAUAUUAAUAAUAAAAACAAUAAAGGUACUAAAAAUAAAGACCAUCAGUUGAAUAACCAAAAAGGACCUGUUUUCUUUAUUGAAAAAGAUCACGACUUGAAAAAUAAUAACAAAAAUGAUAAUGUAUCCUUCUCAGACGAUGAUGGUCCUUUUAUAUCAACUGAUAAAUUAGAUGACGGUUAUAUCGCUGACUUAAAAGGCUCUUCUUCUUCUUCAAUUAAAAGAUCAAAUGCCCCAAAUAUCACAAAUAAUCAAAUUAAAGCUUUUCACGAGACAAAUUAUCAUCACGCAAAUAAAGAUAGCAUAGAUUAUGAAUCCUCAGCUUUAUCUGAUUUUUCUGUUUUAUCUUCUCCAAAGAUUAACAAUAGUAUAAAUAACAAUUAUCUUGAUUCAGAUAAUGACUCAAUUGAUAAAUCGCCAUUUGAAGAUGAAGCUGAAAUUUUAAAUCGUUCAUUAUAUUCUAAAAAAUCUAUAACUUUAAAAUUGAGCCCGGAAAGCUUAAACAAAGCAAGAUUUCUGGAUAUUUCAGAUAUAAAUGAAAUCGAUGAUAAAAAUAGUCCUUCAUACGAUAAUGAAUUUACAAAUUAUAAAGAAAAUCAUAGUGAUUUUAUUAAAAGUUUAAGACCAAAAUAA
Ascoidea rubescens DSM 1968 is the source of this 2160-nucleotide messenger RNA. RefSeq lists its product as uncharacterized. The record is from RefSeq and is a predicted model, not a curated record. NCBI's taxonomy places the organism in Eukaryota, Fungi, Ascomycota, Saccharomycetes, Ascoideales, Ascoideaceae. Bases 1 to 2160 code for a protein of 719 amino acids. The transcript has a single exon.